Messenger RNA from Dufourea novaeangliae, 1645 nucleotides. Its product is annotated as threonylcarbamoyladenosine tRNA methylthiotransferase. Bases 16 to 1638 code for a protein of 540 amino acids. NCBI's taxonomy places the organism in Eukaryota, Metazoa, Arthropoda, Insecta, Hymenoptera, Halictidae. Gene Ontology annotation, biological process: tRNA methylthiolation. The record is from RefSeq and is a predicted model, not a curated record. The transcript has 2 exons. Gene Ontology annotation, cellular component: endoplasmic reticulum. Gene Ontology annotation, molecular function: 4 iron, 4 sulfur cluster binding; tRNA (N(6)-L-threonylcarbamoyladenosine(37)-C(2))-methylthiotransferase activity.
UAAAAUUGGUACAAAAUGCCAGCUCCAUGUGACGAUAUCGUUGAAGAUAUAGAGGAUUUAAUAUUGUCACAGGAUAUUACACCGAAAGAACGAUAUAGUACAAGAAAAAAUAUUACUGUUCGUUCGAAACGAAAACAGUUGACACAGAAAGUGCCUCAGCCUCCAAUACUCAACAGUAUUGUGCCAGGAACUCAGACAAUUUAUGUAAAAACAUGGGGAUGUACGCACAACAAUUCUGACAGUGAAUACAUGGCAGGUCAACUAGCAGCCUAUGGUUACAAUUUAACAGAAAAUAAGUUUGCAGCAGACUUAUGGCUUUUGAAUUCAUGUACAGUAAAAAGUCCUGCAGAGGAUCAUUUCCGAAAUGAAAUAGAAGCUGGAAAGAAACUGGGAAAACAUGUUGUAGUAGCUGGAUGUGUACCGCAAGGCGCUCCAAAAUCAUCUUUUCUGCAAGGACUCAGUAUGAUCGGUGUGCAACAAAUCGAUCGCGUUGUGGAAGUGGUCGAAGAGGCCCUAAAGGGAAACACAGUCCGCUUCUUACAACAGAAAAAGGAAGCUGGAAAAAAGAUAGGCGGCGCCUCUCUGAGUCUUCCCAAAGUUCGAAGGAAUCCGUUAAUAGAAAUUAUAGCUAUAAACACGGGAUGUUUAAAUCAGUGUACUUACUGCAAAACGAAACACGCUAGAGGUGAAUUAGGAAGUUAUCCGCCAGAAGAAAUUAUCGUAAGAGCAAUUCAGGCCUUUGACGAAGGUGUCUGUGAGUUAUGGCUAACGUCUGAAGACACUGGAGCAUAUGGUAGAGACAUUGGCACUAGUUUACCGGCAUUGCUGUGGGCACUUGUUGAAGUGGUGCCGGAUGGAUGUAUGAUUCGUAUUGGCAUGACCAAUCCGCCAUACAUUAGGGAACAUUUAGAGGAAAUGAGCAAAAUUCUUAACCAUCCGAAAGUUUAUAGUUUCCUCCACAUUCCUGUACAAUCUGGAAGCGAUCAAGUACUAUCGGACAUGAAGCGGGAGUACACACGUGCCGAUUUCGAACACGUUGUGAACUUUCUGCGUGAACGAGUCCCAGGAUUGACUAUAGCCACUGACAUAAUUUGCGGCUUCCCGAGAGAGACAGAGAAUGAUUUCGAGGAGACAAUGACGCUCUGUGAAAAGUACAAGUUUCCGAGUUUGUUUAUCAAUCAGUUCUUUCCUAGACCGGGCACACCGGCUGCCCGAAUGCCAUAUGUACCCAUGCAACAAGUGAAGCAGAGAACGAAAAGAUUAUCAGAAUUCUUUCAUUCUUAUUUCCCAUACGAUAACAAUGUUGGACUAGUUCAAGAUGUUCUAGUUACGGAAAUAUCUCAUGAUAAACAGCAUUACGUUGGGCACAAUAAAUCUUAUGAGCAAGUUUUAGUGCCCUUGAGAGAAGAAUAUUUAGGGAAAUUGAUUAAGGUGAAAAUUGUAAAAACGACGAAGUAUUCUAUGAAAGGAGAACCAGUAAAUGAAGGUAUUUCUCCGUCUUUGAAGUUAUGUUUGCCGAAGGGAACUGUGUCUGGUUUACCAAUGGAAAUGAAACCAUCAAAGUAUAGGAUAGCAGCAGUUCUGGUAGUCAUGUUUGCGGUGAUUUUAAGACUCCUAUGGAAGUUUUUGAUCGUUUAGAAAUGAA